Molecule: messenger RNA, 831 nt
Organism: Penicillium expansum
Lineage: Eukaryota; Fungi; Ascomycota; Eurotiomycetes; Eurotiales; Aspergillaceae
Product: HpcH/HpaI aldolase family protein
Exons: 1
Coding region: 1-831 (276 amino acids)
Cellular component (GO): cytoplasm
Molecular function (GO): aldehyde-lyase activity
Source: RefSeq, a predicted model, not a curated record
AUGGGCUCGAUCGGAAAAGAAGAAUUCACCGUUCCGAACCCCUUCCGGACUCGCAUUCUUAACGGACAAGUCACUCCGAUUGUGACAAUAAAGUAUGCCCUCGGCAAUGAGAUCGCCAUGAUGGCCAAGAUGGCCGGCUUCCAUGGAAUCUUCAUCGAUAUGGAGCACUCAGCCUUUAGUCUCCGCGAGGUGUCGCAGCUCAUUCUGGCAUGCAACUAUGUCGGGGUCUCGCCAGUUGUCCGAUCCCCAUCCAAGUCGCACUGGCACAUUAGUCGCAUUCUAGACGCUGGAGCUGCCGCCGUUGUGGUUCCGCACAUCGAGUCUGUUCAAGAAGUCAGUGAUAUUGUUCAUCAUGCGAAGUAUGCGCCUCUUGGCGCCCGCGGUUGCACCAAUAACCAGCCUGCUUUCAAAUUUCAACAUGUCCCUGCGAUAAAACAGAAUGAGGCACUGAACUCCCAAACAAUGCUCAUACCUAUGAUAGAGACACCUGGCGCUGUGGAUCUGGCAGAAGAGAUCCUUGCGAUUGACGGCGUGGAUGGGAUUCUGAUCGGCUCGAAUGAUCUGACUACAGACCUGGGGAUACCGGGACAGUAUGAUGAUCCACUAUACCUGGACUCCGUCAUAAAGAUUAUCAGUGCCGGAAAAAAGUAUGGCAAACCUAUUGGAGUCGGUGGCAUUAGCGGUCGUCUAGACCUUCUAGAGCGAUGGUUCUCCCUGGGUGCCACGUGGUCUUUAGGUGGGCAGGAUGGAGCAAUCUUGCAGAAAGCAUUCAAGCAGAUUGUUCAAAACUAUGAAGAGAUUAACCAGAGGGUGCAAAAGCAGAGGGCAUAG